AGCCUAUAAAUUGAUUGGCCUUCGGCUGCAUUCAGCUUAGUCCAAGUGCAGUUCUGACCACAAUAUCACCAGAGAAUGUUCAAGCUCGUCGUGCUAUUCGGCCUUUUGAGUGGUGCCUUUGCCGCCACGGUUAUCUACCAUCACCCGGUGAUCUAUCAUCAUCCUCUGCCGGUUGCAUCAACGCCCCAGGAGUUGGCUCAGCAUCCUGGCUACACCAUUGUGGCACCUCUCACGAAGAUUGCCCACGUCACCUACGAUUCGGUGCCCAUUUCGCACACGCCCUACGAACAUGUUCCUCUCUUCCAGAGGAUUGGUCAUGUCAAAAACAUUAGGUUCUAGCGAUGUAUACCCUAGAAAAACAUAGUUUAACUUAUAAAUAAAAACAAAUAAUAAU
Drosophila melanogaster (fruit fly) is the source of this 394-nucleotide messenger RNA. RefSeq lists its product as uncharacterized. NCBI's taxonomy places the organism in Eukaryota, Metazoa, Arthropoda, Insecta, Diptera, Drosophilidae. The transcript has 2 exons. The record is from RefSeq and is marked reviewed. The coding region runs from base 76 to 339 and encodes 87 amino acids.